CGGACUUCCUGCCUGCCUGGUCAGCUGAUUCCGACGGAGGCGAGACACAGGAGGAGGAUAAUCGCUAACAUCCAUCCACAAUGAUUGCGAUGUCUCAUCCUUCAGGACAGCCUGUGAAAUGAACCAGACCGAUCUGUGAGGCCCCUUAAACCUGUGGACUGGACUGGACUGGACUCAGUGCUGGAGGAGCGUUUUUCAGCGGAUCUCCGUACAAACAGCAGAUCUGUCCCCUGCUUCUCCUCCCCUCUGCUCUCUUGGCUGCGGAAAAGGCCGUUUCUUUUUUCUCCUCCUCUCCCCAAACGCAACAACGCCAGAAACGGACGUUGAGAAAGCAGCCGACCUAACCGGAACCAAUGAGGGAGCCAGAACGGGAGCAGCAGCCUGAAGACAACAUGCCCCCCAAGUUCAAGCGACACCUCAACGACGACGAGGUCACCGGGUCCAUCCGCAGCGAGAGGAGGAACCUGCUGGAGGAGGACUCUGAUGAAGAGGAAGACUUCUUCCUGAGAGGCCCAACAGGACCCAGAUUUGGACCUCAGAAUGACAAAAUGAAGCACGUACAGUCCCAGGUUGACGAGGUGAUCGACGUGAUGCAGGAGAACAUCUCCAAGGUGAUAGAGAGGGGUGAGCGCCUCGAGGACCUGCAGGACAAGUCCGAGAGCUUGUCGGACAACGCGUCGGCGUUCAGCAGCCGAGCCAAGCAGCUGCACAGGAGGAUGUGGUGGAGAGACAUGAAGAUGAAGAUGAUUGUUGCACUGGUAGUUGUUGCUCUGCUGCUGAUCAUUAUCAUUCCAGUCAUCCUUCGAUAUCGUUAGUGAUCGACGAGGAGGAGGGGGACCUCUUCCUCGUCCUCAUCCCCCUGCAUCUGCUCAUCUGGCACCAUCGUCAGAGCCGGCCUGUUCACCCUCGGCUCUUAUCUCGGGCCUUAGCUCAGAUCUUACCGUCAGAUUCUCAUGUGAGAUCAGAUCUAAGGCCGGGUUUGAUCCCCUCUUGAUGAGGUCUGGGGAGAACAAAAACAUUGACUUUUGUUUUGACCGUCUCGUCCGCGGGAAGGAGCUCUCCCGUCCCACCAAACGUAUCACGGGCAGAGGCCUGGCUAUAUGUCCUCCAUGUUACGUCGCACACGAACGCUCCAGGACCAGGGAAGCCGACGGCCUGGCUUAAGUUUUUUUUUUUUUUUUUUUUUCCUGUAGAUUUGCUGCUGCAGCCCUCGCUUUAAGAGGCUGAAACCGCCAGCAGACGAACCUCUGAUGUCUUCCCACCGUUCUCCACAUGUGCGUCUCCGACACUAGCAGGAGAGAUGGUUUAAAGGGAACGCUUAUGUAGUAAAAGCACAUUUUUAAAAUUCUCUCCCGCACCAGGCGGGAAGACAUCUGAGCUUCAUCUGCGUUUCUCCUUUUUUUUUUUUUAUCACAAAAGCUGAUUUUUUUUUUUUUAUUUAAAAAGAAAAAAGUGAUCAGUCCUACCCUGAGGGUAAGAUUUCUGUUUGGGAUUAAAAAAAAUAAAUAAAAAAAAAAAGAUGGGAUUUUUCACAUGCUUAUACAACAGUGCGGUUGUAGCUCGUUGUGAUGUGCAGAAAAGAAACCCGGACGGCCCGGCUCUGCAGGAACGUGCGGAUCUCUGGGCUGCUUUGGGUUUUUACUUCACUCCCUACACAGCAAACCUUUCUGCUUGGUUUAAAAACUGCAUCGUUAUUUUCUGUAAACGGGAGUAAUUAUCUCUGCUUUACGACGCUCCGUAUGAACGCUGGUAUCUGCUACUGGGUGGGGGGGGGAUGGUUUACCUCUGCACUGUCCCGAUUGAGAAGGAAGGUCUCAUGUAAUGUGAAUGCAAACCUUAGGUGUAGUUGUGACUGGUGACAGCCUACAUGGUCAUUAGAUUAUUUUUGUGUAAUUUAUUUGCGCUGUAAAUAUGGAUUCUGUAACGAUAAUGUACAGUACUCUGUGGCAUUGCGUUGGAAGACUGUAAUUUCCUUUUUGCUCUGAAGUAAAGCGAUGUGAAAGGGCA
Molecule: messenger RNA, 2007 nt
Organism: Fundulus heteroclitus (mummichog)
Lineage: Eukaryota; Metazoa; Chordata; Actinopteri; Cyprinodontiformes; Fundulidae
Gene: vamp4
Product: vesicle-associated membrane protein 4
Exons: 9
Coding region: 354-815 (153 amino acids)
Biological process (GO): vesicle-mediated transport; Golgi ribbon formation
Cellular component (GO): membrane
Source: RefSeq, a predicted model, not a curated record